Ailuropoda melanoleuca (giant panda) is the source of this 3307-nucleotide messenger RNA. RefSeq names its product KN motif and ankyrin repeat domains 3 (gene KANK3). Gene Ontology annotation, molecular function: protein binding. Gene Ontology annotation, cellular component: cytoplasm; cytoskeleton. The coding region runs from base 296 to 2596 and encodes 766 amino acids. The transcript has 13 exons. Lineage: Eukaryota; Metazoa; Chordata; Mammalia; Carnivora; Ursidae. Gene Ontology annotation, biological process: negative regulation of actin filament polymerization. The record is from RefSeq and is a predicted model, not a curated record.
CGCGGCGGGGGCUGCGGCUUCAGUUUCUUAGAGCCUCCAUCGUGUUUCCUGAAGAUGGGUAUCCAUUGAUUUGCAUCCUUGUGAAUCUGAGCCACAACUCUCCAUCAUUCCCACAAGGCUCUCACAAGUGACUUGAAUCUGACCAGAUGAAUUUCUCAUGAGCACAUGAAGGGCUUCCAACUCUCGCCGCCACCUUCUGAAGGUUCACACCUCAUCCCUUUGAGCAUCAAUUUCUAAUUUUGCCCUGGGACCGACACAACUCGGCAGGGUGUGUCUGGCAGCUACUUCAGAAAACAUGGCCAAGUUUGCCCUGAAUCAGAACCUGCCCGACCUGGGCGGCCCUCGCCUGUGCCCCGGCCCUACCGCGGGCGCCCGCAGCCCGACCUCGCCCUAUUCAGUGGAGACGCCGUAUGGCUUCCACCUGGACCUGGACUUCCUCAAGUACGUGGAGGAGCUGGAGCGCGGCCCCGCCNAACUGUCGCCACGCGUGCCCGUGCGUAACCCGCGCGUCGAGCACACGCUCCUGGAAACUAGUAGGCGGCUGGAGCUGGCGCAGGCACACGAGCGCGCGCCCAGCCCCGCCCGCGCCGUGCCGCGCAGCCCGCGGGGAUCUGGCCGCAGCAGCCCCGCCUCCAACCCCGCCCCUGCUUCUCCCGGUCCCGCGCAAUUGCAGCUGGUGCGCGAGCAGAUGGCCGCGGCUCUGCGGCGCCUGCGCGAGCUCGAGGAACAGGCGCGCGCGUUGCCCGAGCUGCAGGAGCAGGUGCGCGCGCUGCGCGCCGAGAAGGCGCGGCUGCUGGCUGGACGCGGGCAGCGGGAGCCCGACGGGGAGGCCGAGGCGCGCCCCGACAAGCUAGCUCAGCUGAGGCGGCUUACCGAGCGCCUCGCCACCUCCGAGCGCGGCGUUCGCUCCAGGGCCGGUCCCGGGGUCGAUGGUCCCGACGGGCCGGUUUCUAGGCGCACUGAGGGCGCGCUCGAGGUCCCCGACGCAGCCGGGACCCCAGACGGGGCACCGCAGAUGCGGGAGGCUGACGCCCAGGCGGUGCCCGAGACCCAAGACGCUGGAGCCCAGGCAGUGCCGGAGACCCGGGAGGCAGGCGUGGAAGCGGCCCCCGAGACCCUCGAGUCGGACGCGUGGGUGACCGAGGCGCUGUUGGGGUUGCCCGAGGCCGCCGAGCGCGAGCUGGAGCUGCUCCGCGCCAGCCUGGAGCACCAGCGCGGGGUGAGCGAGCUCCUGCGCCGCCGGCUGCGCGAGCUGGAGGAGGCCCGCGAGGCUGCUGAGGAGGCGGCGGCGGCAGCUGCGGCGGCCCAGCCCCAGCCGCGCGAGGCUGCCACCCAGACCCCGUGGGGUUGUGCCGCGAAGGCCACACAGACCGAGACCCCCGCGGAGGCCCCUAGCCUGAGUCAGGAGAACCCGUCGGGAACCACGGAUGGCGACAGAGCCGUGGCCCCCGCGGGCAUCCUCAAAUCCAUCAUGAAGAGGAGAGAUGGUGCACCUGGCGCCCAGCCCAGCCCCGGACCCAAGAGCCUGCAGUUUGUUGGGGUCCUCAACGGAGAGUACGAGAGCUCAUCCAGCGAGGACGACAGUGACAGCGACAGCGAGGACGGUGAUGCCGAGCCUCCGAGGAGCAGCUCGUCCGGGGAUGACAGCGGCAGGGAUGUCGGGGACGACAAUGUCAGGGAUGCCCUGGACGCCGAGCCUGAGCCCGAGCCCGAGCCCGAGCCCAAGCCCGAGCCGGAGCCGGAGGCAGAACUUCAGCCUGGUGCGCAGGGGAGGUCCGAGCUGAGCCCGCGUUUGAGGGAGGCGUGCGCAGCGCUGCAGCGGCAGCUGAGCCGGUCCCGCGCAAUCGCCCGCGAUGGCGGCGCAGCGCGCCUAGUGGCCCAGGAGUGGUUUCGAGUGUCGAGCCAGCGGCGCUCUCAGGCGGAGCCCGUGGCUGGGGUCCUGGGCGCGGUGGCGCGCCUGGGACCCGAGCUCCUGGCGCACGUGGUGAACCUGGCGGAUGGCAACGGGAACACAGCCCUGCACUACAGCGUGUCCCACGGGAACCUGGCCAUCUCGAGCUUGCUACUGGAUACCGGGGUCUGCGAGGUUGACCGCCAGAAUCGGGCUGGCUACUCAGCCCUCAUGCUGGCUGCACUCACCUCUGUGGGGCGAGAAGAGGACAUGGCUGUGGUUCAGAGGCUCUUCCACAUGGGCAAUGUUAACGCCAAGGCCAGCCAGACAGGACAGACGGCGCUCAUGCUGGCCAUCAGCCACGGCCGCCAGGACAUGGUGGCGGCCCUGCUGGCAUGUGGGGCAGACGUGAAUGCACAGGAUGCCGAUGGGGCCACAGCGCUGAUGUGUGCCAGCGAGUACGGGCGCCUGGACACUGUCAGGCUGCUGCUGGCCCAACCAGGCUGUGACCCAGCCCUCCUGGACAACGAGGGCACCAGUGCCCUGGCCAUUGCCUUGGAGGCUGAGCAGGAUGAGGUGGCUGCCCUGCUGCAUGCCCACCUGAGCGCAGGCCAGCCUGACACCCUGUCACCCCUUGAGUCCCCCACGGCUGUGCCUGGUGAAGGAGAAUGCAGUGACCAUAGAGAAGACCCCCAACCUCAGUGAGCACCCUGGACCUGGAUUGGAAAAGUCUGUUCCUUCCUCCACCCCACCCUCUGGGGCACAGCAGGGGCCAGGGUUUGCUAUCCAGAUGCUAGCCUUGGCCAAGAGAAAGGUCUGGAUGGCUCAGUGCUCAGGAGGGGCUCACCUUGGACCAUCGGGGUGAGGAAGGGGCUGAAAAGUGACAAGGGUCCUGAGUCCACCCACUUCCAGAAUAAAACAUUACUAACUCAACUUGAGUCUUGUUCUGGGGACACAUACACAUAGUUCCCCCUACCCCUAAGUCACCAGAGGGCAAAAGGUGGAAGGGGCUCUGGAAGAUUUUAUAAGCCCAGUGACAGCCAAACGAGAUCCCAAGUUUACAUACGACAUAAACGUUUAUUAACAAUCGCAGAUCAUCCCUGUGAGCCAAGUGGUCGAUCCAGAUAUCCAGGACUCUGUAAACAGACCCAAACAUGAGAUACUAAGGGGCCACACAGCAAACCCCUCCCCAAUCUUGCAAAUCUCACUAGACUCUUUCUGCACUUCCCACCCCAAGAUCCUCUUAACCAUGGAUCUGGCGAAGCCUCCCUACUACCACCAAGGGUCUAACGGUCCUGCUGUUUUCCACCCCAGUCCCGCACUCACCAGCCACAAGUUCAGCGCAACCUCCGAGCUUCUCGCUCUGACUCCAAUAGGGUGAGCACGUCGCCCUCGCGCACAGGGCCUUUCACGUUG